This is a messenger RNA of Linum tenue, 2399 nucleotides long. The record is from the annotation of a GenBank genome assembly. Lineage: Eukaryota; Viridiplantae; Streptophyta; Magnoliopsida; Malpighiales; Linaceae.
CUAAAACGGAGCUUCUUCUCCUUCCUCCGCCGGCAUCCGCCGAUCCACUUCCGAAUUCUUGACCGAUCGAUUAUCCUCCAAGGGAUGGAGGCGGCGUCGGUUUCUCCAUCUUUUUACCCAUUAGACUCAGGAGUGUUGCUGAGUUACGAAGAGACAGCUACAGGCUUCGUGAGCCAUCUCCGCAGCGAUCUGAGCAUGGAAGAAAUCCCAACAGUCUCUCUCAUGGAGGAGCCCGACGCUGACCGGAGACAAUUGCUCAUCGAUCAAGCCAAGGUCUCCAUCGUCUUCCUCUCUGUCGGAUACGCCGCGUCGCAGCGGCACAUGGACGAGCUGGUGAAGAUAAUUGACCGGAACGAAGCCGAGAGAGACUGCGUUAUUGUGGUGUUCUACCGUGUGACGACGGACGAUGUCGAGAAAUUGGAAGGGGAGUUCGGGGAAGCGUUCAAGCAUCUCGCCGGCGGCUUCUCCGACGAGGUGGUGGAGCGGUGGAAAGAUGCUCUGGUCAAAGCAGGAUACCUCACAGGACGAGUGGUCUCUCGCGACCAGUACAACAUGAGUGCCAUCGUGUGACUCGAGUUGUGGGCGACGUUUCACGGUGGCGGACCCAUUUGCGCAUCCCUAAUUCGAAGGGAGAUUUCGAGAUCGACAGACGAAUGAAGGCUUUGGAAGCCCUUGUACUGCUACACGACGAUGGUGGUGGUGGUGGUGAUGGAGUCAACGGCAACAUUUGUGGCGUUGGAGUUUGUGGGAUGGGAGGUGACGGCAAGUCCACUGUGAUGAGGCAUGUCCUUAGCCACAUUCAAGGGCAAUUCGAUGGAUGCUGCUUGAUUAAAGACCGAGGCAACGAGGCCAUCAAUGGGGAGUUGUUUCGUCUGAAUGAUACUCUAUGCAGGGAGAAGAACAAGGUCCUGAUUGCUCUGGAUGGUGUGGAUGUAUCUCAACAGGUUGAACAUCUCCUGAAACGGUGUGGGUGGAUUGGUUGCGGAAGCAGGAUUAUUGUGACGACGAGAGACGAAGAUGCCAUUGAUGUGGUAGCGCAUGGAGGGAUUAAGGUCGGCACAGCAGAUCACAAGAUUCGCUGGCGACCAUACCACAAGGUUGAGGGGUUCAGCGACGAGGAAGCCUACAACUUCCUCGUGAAGAUCGCCUUUGGUGGGAGGGUUCUUCCUGACGAUCUCAACCAGGUGUUGAAGAAGGUGAUCAGCUAUGCGCAAGGUAACCCAUUUGCUCUCAGGGCCUUGUGCCGUGGUGGUCUGAUUGGGAACACCGGUGCCAGAGUCUGGAGAAGCAUGGUGGAGAAAUUGGACAGAGUGGCGAAUCUGGACAUCCAGGCCAAGAUGAAAACAAGCUACGACGCACUACCUGAAGAGCAACAGGACAUGUUUCUCGACAUCGCCUGCUUCUUUGAAGGGGAAAGUGUUGAUUACACAGUAGAGAUGCUGGAGGCAUGCUACCCUUAUUGUGAUGUAAGAGAUGAAGUUGGGUAUCUCAGGAAGAAGUCGCUUAUAUCGACGGAUGGUGAUGUUAUAGGUAUCCACAGUCUACACAAAGCAAUGGCCAAAGAGAUCGUCCGUGUGGAGGUUGGGUCUCCUGGAGGAGAUGUGCGCCGGGCCAGGAUGCUAUGGAACCAUGACGAUGUUCGUCGUGUGCUGAGUAAUGGUACUACGGUAAGUGCAUCGAUUCGAGGUAUAAACCUGGACAUUUGCAAAGCAAGGAGGAUGGGCUUGCCUCGCGAUGCGUUUGCAGGGUUGAGCAAUCUGAAAUUCCUCAAGUUUCAUAUAUCUCCUAGUUGUUCUGCACCUUGUGGAGAGCAUCAGCACUACAAAGUUUAUCCAUCUCAAGCUUCCAUUCGUCUUCCUGAUAAGCUGAUGGUGCUUCACUGGCAUAGAUAUCCAUUGGCCUCUUUGCACUCGCUGUUUAAUCCUCGCAACCUCGUUGACAUUCACCUAGUUCAUAGCAAUCUGGAACGGCUAUGGGAAGGAACAAUGGAUCUUCCACAGUUGAAAAGGAUCAACCUUAGUCAUUCUGAAAGGUUGGUGGAGAUGCCAGAUUUGUCCAUGGCCCCAGAGGUGGAGACCAUAACUCUCGUGAGCUGUGUAUCAUUGGCUCAACUUCCAUCGUCGAUUAGAGAUCUGAAGAAGCUUAUGGUGCUCAAUCUGAAAGAUUGUGUGAGUGUGAAAGUUGACAACUUGCCAAGUCUGGCUGCUCUGGGAAGCCUGGAAACUCUUGUCCUUGCAGGGUGCAGCAGUCUUAAUCAGCUUCCAGAAAUGCCGCCAUAUCUGAAGAAGUUAGUCGUCGAUGAGGAAUGGAGGAGUUGCUGCUAAGCAGUCAGAUACCAGGAAUCGUCUCUUCCCGAGGCUGGGACAUAUACCAUACUGGGCGCCUUGGAUUGAGAUUUA